AUGACCAUCGAAAAGAAAAAUGCAAUAAAUUGCAAGCGCCUGCACAGAGCCAACAUGAUUUUUGCCACCAUAAGCAACGAUAACAAUUACAUAUGUAUCAUCACGCAUAACGAAAAUGAUUACAACUUAGAGCUGUUCAGUGGGAGCAACCAAAUGCAGAAAAUAUUUCGGAAGACCAUUCCAGACAGCCUUAAUAAAGUUUAUAUAAAUCAUUGCAACAAGUACAUUUGCGUGACGAGUCAAAAUGGCAGCAUAUACAUCCUCGACAUGAAGGGGAACCUUGUGUACAAAAAUGAGGGGAUGCAUUGCUUGUACUGGAGAAAGGGAGGUACUCCGACGAAGGUUAUCCCCGCAAAAAAUGGCUAUUCCAAAAGAAAGCGCAAAAAGGAGACCAACUGGACCAGCGGCGAUAAGGAUCAUCAAGCGAAAGACAACACUCUAAUUGAUUCCAUCGCAAAGAGAUUUAAAUGUGACAAAUCGGCAAAGAAGGAAAAUUCCGUUGUACUCCCUCUUAACAAUAAUAUGAAAAAAACAAAUAACGGAAAAUUAACGGGUGAUAAAAAUCACCUGACCCGUUCAGGCAAAAAUAGAGACACGAAAAGUAGGAAGCAACCGAUUAGCAGCAACAUUAUUAUGAAAAACGAAAUAAACAAAGAGGAUCAUGUCCUCAGUGGGAACGUAUUAAAGAGCGGCACAACGGCGAGGAGGUACAAAUCUGUGGGAAACGAAAAGGAGAUGAAAAAACAGCCCAACGGGAGGAUUCCCACGAGACAAUCCAGUAAUUACAACGUGAUUAAACCCUCCAAGGAGAUAACGCGAAGUGUAUUAAAUAGGUCAAUAAGGAGGGGAAAAAAUAACGGCAAACACACAGACUGUGAUGACAAGACAAAUGGUAACCAGACAAACAAUAAGCGGACAACUGAUAACGAGACAAAUGUUGACGAGAUGGAAGAAAAACAUUCCGAUGUGAGUAUUAAAUCUGAUUCAACCAUCUUCGGAAAUUACGAUUUCUGCUUAAGCAAAGAGGUGUGUGAUUACUUCUUCUCCACCCCCCCGACGAACCGGAUUGCAAAAUAUAGAGAAGUAAACGAAUUAAAUUCCAACACGCAGUACGAAAAAAUUCCCCUCGAAAUUGUGGACAUAUUCUGGAUUAACGUAGAAAAAGAUAACAGAAAUAAAUGUCCAGGAAAUUAUGGCCAUUAUUACCUUUUCAGUUACUUUGACAACGUGCAUAUUAUCCAUAGCCUGGACGUAGGGUUUAACGUUAUAUGUUCCAUGAAUUUAAAGAUUAUACUUUAUAAGUGCAACGUUUUAAACCAUUUUUAUAAAAAUAUCAAUUCGUACGUUCGACUAAAAAAUGAUAUUGUUCAGGCAUUUAAAAAGAAAUUUAUAAGAAAAUGGAAAGCCAAAAAUAAGUACGCAUGUGUCAGGUCGGUAAAACAUAAUUGCCAUCGGAACAAAAUGAAUCAUUUCAACAUAUCAAUGAGGAGGGUUAACAGUCUACGUCCUGGUUUUAAUGCACACAAUUGGGGUACGACUGAAUCUUUUUCCUUUCUCCACCAUUUAGACGUAAAAGAAAGUAUCAUUAAAAGAAUCUUCAACGACCUCGUUAUUGACAUCAAGCAAUCGUACAUUUCGAAUGAGCAACAUUACAUUUUAGUGAACUACUACGUACGUGUAAAGCGGAAGUACUUGAACUUCUCUAGCUUAGAGCCCCGUCGAUUGGGGUGGACAGGCGAACCGUUCAUCCAACCUGGAAGUCUCCCCCAAAAGGAGAGCAACUCCCGAAUCAGGCACAACAAAUUCAAUCUAAAAAGAAUGAUCUUGAACAGAGAAAAGGAAAACCAACGUACAUUGACAGGGGACAAGUACAAAAUGUGUCUCCUUGGCAUGCAAAAAUUUGCGAACGUGCAAAAAGAAUUCAGAUGCGUCCAAAAAAUAAUCCUCUACCUCCUACACUCUUCCAAUAUUCUCCAUAGCAUCUUUCACAUAUACAGGCAAAUGUCAAGCAUGUACUCAAAAUUUAAGGAGUACAAAAAAAUGCACCAAAUUUAUCGAAGCAUUGUUGAAUUAAAUGAUCACUUUAAGAGAUUCUACUACCGAGAUCGAACCAUAGUUUAUUUUUCCAAAUUUAUUAAAAAUCGGAGGGAGAAUUUUGAUGAAAAUUUGUAUAACUUAUUUUUUAAGGAAAACGAAAAAAGAGAUUUCGCUCGCUACUACGAUGUGGUAAAAAGGAUGAUAAGCGACAACACCAUCUGCUGCACAUGCUCCAAGGAAAAAUUUCUCAGUGGGGAGAUGGCAGUUGAUGAGCAGGGGAAGAUGCUCCAUCAGGAGAAGAAUGUUUAUCAGGGGGUAAGCCAUCCCCUACACGAGGGCGAAGAAAAUGGAGCAAUCCCACGUCCAAACACUGUGGGGGAGGCAGUCAUGGGAAACCAGUUCAAUGAGACAAGUAGGGAAUUAUCAGAGGAUUGCUUGAAUUCUCAUUUUGGGGACACACAGCGUGGUGGGAAGAAGGAAGAGGCGUUUGAGGAGAACAUAAAGAGGGGGGUCCUGAACAGUUACGAAGGGGGUCCCACGAUGAGUUGCGUUAGCGACUCGAUUCGAUGUACAAGCGACAUUAAUGGGCGCUUGAGCAGCACAAGUGGGAUGGUUCCUCUUACGGGACAUCAAAGAAAGGUAAUAAAAAAGGAACCCAAACAUAUUGCGGUAUGGUCGAAGAGCACCAGUUGUCUACAAAAAAUGGACCCAAAAGGAGGAACCACCUCAAGGGGACGGAUAAAUAGUAUGAAGGACAGCCUCAGCACUGAUACUCUGGAACUUAGGGGGAAGGUAAAAAGUGUAAGUCAUAGAAGGCAAUGUGGCACGUCUCUUUGUCCAAAUGGCAGCGGGAAAUAUUGUGACAGUCGUGUGAAUGAGAAAAAUGAAAAAGAUGGAAGUCAUGGAAUGGCUACCUCCCUUCAAAGGGGAACGAUAAAGAACAGGGGUAGGAAUGGCUUCCUUAGGAAAGGUAGCGGAAUUUCUUACAGACAAGGGGUAACGAAUAGAUUGGGUACAGUCGUCUCUACAGGGGAAAAACGCCGUUGCGGCGGUGCGCGACCCGCUAGAGGCGCACAAAGAGGGACAUGCACACAUCGGCCAGGAAAAGGGAAAGUAGCGGAACGUAUACAAGGAAAUGGCAUGACCAAUAUGGGGAACGAAGAAGCGGAAGACUCAGUAAAGGAGAAAAAACGUGGCGAUGAAGAAAAUGAUGAUGAAGACGAUGACGAAGAGGAUGAUGAUGACAGUGAUGACUUGCCCCUCUCGGAAGGCGAACUGGAGGAGCAAUAUCGUCAGAGCCGGAAGUUCAUAGUCCCCCCAGGACAGAACAUUUGUAUCAGCUGCGAACUCCUGAUACAGAAAAAGACAAUACACAAUUUUGAAAAAUUCGAACUGAACUAUGUCCUCCCCAGAAAAAAAAAAAAAAUGAGCGAUGAAGAAAUUUACACCUCCUUAAUCAAGGAUAUCUACCUCAUGUACAGCGAACAGAAAUGUCCAGUCAAUUUGUUGCUACUGUUACAGGAGUUUAGCGAAAAGGAAGUACAGAAAUGUAUGGCCAAUUUUCAAGUCAUCCUAAAUUACUAUGAAAAAAUAUUCCUCGAAAAUAUAAACGAGCAUUUAAUAAAUUUGCACAGAAUAAUAUGCAUUUGUAAAUCCUUAAGUGACAAUACGCAGGUUAUGCUAAAGACAUACCGCCUCGACGUAAUUAAAAAGAUACAAGAGCUCACAAUGUUUUGUGUUAGGAAGUUUCAAAAGUAUUAUAAUUUACAAACACAUUUGAAUAUCUUCCUUUUUUUAAUAGAGUUGUUACUGUUCAUUUCGAAAAAUAUUUAUUUCGAAAAAUUUCCGCAUUAUAAGGAAGCCUUUUCCAACUACAGAAAUUUCGAUGUGGAAAUUUUAAAAAAUUACAAUUCAAUCAGGGAGAACAAAAAAAUUCACUUUAAUCACUUCGACAGAUAUUUACACAACAGUCAGUUGAAGAGGCAAAAAUUCUUUUUAGCACUUUGUACCAUUCAGCAUAACUUGGAUAAAAUUUUUCAGUCCUUCUUCAACAGAAGGGAAGACAACAAAUUCACUUCCAUUUACAACAUUUCCAUCCUCCAUCUUCAAAGCGACCAUCAAUUUCAUUAUUUUACUCUUCCCGGGAAUAUCAUCAAAUAUGACCCUCCCCGUAAUUCCUCUUAUUUUUCCGAUGACUAUGUUGGUCAUAUUGAGCAAAUGCGAUCCCCCGUUUACCCCUUCUACGUCUGCACGUGCGAUCGAUUUUCUUUCCUCCGCAUUGACAAAUAUUACCAGUGCGCCCUGCGCUUCAAGUUGAUCCAGAGGCGUGCCAUAGGAAUUAGCCUACAUCCCCUUACCAUUCUCAACGUAGUGGUCAUAUCCAAGAACUUCUUCUACAUCUUCACCAAAAACGACAAGAAGCUCAACAUCACCUCCCUCAAAGUGAAGUACUACCACUCCGAACGAAGCGGGCUCAAGCGCAAAGGGAAGAUGGACAACCCCAACAAUUUAACCGUUGUCAAGUGCUCCAAUCUGGAAUCCUACUACCCCAGCGCCAACAGCUUCAACCUCAGGCUACAAACAGUAUGCAAUUCCAUUAUUGCGAACUGCGAACUGCACACAUGCCUGAUAUUGCCAGGACUGUGA
Messenger RNA from Plasmodium knowlesi strain H, 4683 nucleotides. Its product is annotated as conserved Plasmodium protein, unknown function. NCBI's taxonomy places the organism in Eukaryota, Apicomplexa, Aconoidasida, Haemosporida, Plasmodiidae. The record is from RefSeq and is a predicted model, not a curated record. Gene Ontology annotation, molecular function: protein binding. The transcript is spliced from 5 exons. Bases 1 to 4683 code for a protein of 1560 amino acids.